AUGCCAUCAGACACAACCUCCACGCCGGCGCCAGGAACGAGUGGGAAAUCAAAGAAAAACAGCAGGAAGAAAGCAAAUGCGAAAGCAAAGGCGAAUGGCGGAACCGUCCCAAACACGUCUUCUUCAGACCAACAACGGCCACCCACACAAUCCAACAGACAACAGGAGAAGUCGGGACAGGAUCAGCAUCCAACACCGGCUACUAAAGAAAACUUCGUGAACGGUUCCCAGGCUGUGGAUUUGGAUGAUAACGAUGGAGGAAAGGAUAGGGAAGAGGAGCCGACGGUGGAGAGCGACAACGAUGCGUCACCUCCCAACCCCGCAUUCCCUUCCCUUGAUUCCGACCCCAGAUUCGAAGCGCUGGUGCGGGAUCGCGAUUCCCUCCGUGCGGAAGUAGCUGAGAUGCGUAUAUCACUCGAAAAGAUACAGUCUAAGCACGAUGAGGAGAUGGUGGCUUUACAGGGCCAACUGAAACAGUCACAGAGCGACAAAGAGCAUGCGGAGACACAGUUUCGGAAUUUGUUGGGCAAGGUUAAUACGAUUAAGUCGCAGUUAGGGGAGAGGUUGAAGGCUGAUGCUGAGGAAUUAGAGCAGACGAGGAAUAGGAUAGAGGAGCUCGAGGGCGAAAAUGCCACGCUGCAAACGGAAGUAGGGUCGAAAUCGGCUACUAUCAAAUCAUUGGAGAAGGAACGGGAACAACAAUCCAAGGAGCUUUCCAGCUUGCGAAAUAGGACGAAUUUAUCGCAGCAAAAUUGGGUGAAGGAGAGGGAAGAAUUGCUGGAACAAGAAGCAUAUGCGCGCUCGGAAUUCGAGGAGGCAAAGCAGGCCAUGCACAACUGGGAGAUUCUCGCAAUGGAGGAGCGAUCUAUUCGAGAAAGCCUGGAAGAGAAAGUGGUAGACCUGGAGGAGCAGCUUGUCACCUUGAAAAGCGAGUAUGAGAAGGCUUCUUCUGAACGUGAUGCACAAUCGGUGACCGUGGACGGGCUUCAGAGGGCGCUUCAGGAAAUUCAAACCGCACGAAAACAGGAGCUACGAGAGAUCGUGGAAAGCUCGGAUGCGCAGCUGGAGGAGCACCGUAAGAAGGUGCAGGAGGCUGAGAAGAACGCCACGGAAGCCAUUGCCAAGUUGGAAGCGGCGGAGGCGGAGUUGAAACGGGCUCUACCGUUUGAGAAAGAAGUCAAGGAGAAGAAUCUGCUGAUUGGCAAGUUGCGUCACGAAGCGGUUACGCUGAAUGAACACCUCACCAAAGCUCUAAGAUUCCUGAAGCGGGGGAAGCCGGAGGAUAAUGUGGAUAGACACCUCGUCACCAACCACUUCCUCCAUUUCCUGGCGCUAGAUCGAUCAGAUCCGAAGAAGUUUCAGGUCCUACAGCUCAUAUCAGCGUUGCUGGGAUGGACGGAUGAACAACGAGAGCAAGCUGGUCUUGCCCGCCCAGGAACCUCAAGUGGAUUCAGCAGUAGUUUACGCAUUCCCAGCACGUCCUCACUCCUAUCGAGGACACCAAGUUCGCCGGCCCUUGCGUCUGACUUUUUCACGGAGAAUGGAAGUACACGCAAAGAAUCACUGGCAGAACUCUGGUCGAAUUUCCUGGAGCAGGAGGCGGCACAGAAGAAGGAGUCGAAGUCACGAAGUCAAUCGGAUGCACCGCCAACCUCUCCUACUCCAUGA
Blastomyces dermatitidis ER-3 is the source of this 1668-nucleotide messenger RNA. RefSeq names its product golgi matrix protein. The coding region runs from base 1 to 1668 and encodes 555 amino acids. Gene Ontology annotation, biological process: Golgi organization; endoplasmic reticulum to Golgi vesicle-mediated transport. Lineage: Eukaryota; Fungi; Ascomycota; Eurotiomycetes; Onygenales; Ajellomycetaceae. The record is from RefSeq and is a predicted model, not a curated record. The transcript is spliced from 7 exons. Gene Ontology annotation, molecular function: small GTPase binding. Gene Ontology annotation, cellular component: Golgi apparatus.